AACCUCGUAGCCAAUUGAGAGAAAAAAGAACGAAAAACUACGACGACUUUGUCCCAAUCCCAACAUCCCAAACGGCCAACCCCCAUGUGACCCGUCUUCAUCGUCUCCACAGUUUCUUGAGAGUCUUCUUCUUGAUUUUGUCACCUCUGGAUUCAUGUUCAACCCACGAAUGAAAUGAUAUCUCCGUUUGAACGUUCAUCCUGGCCAAGAAUAUCCAUAUCGAGAGUCCCAGGAUGAUCGACGUUUCGAGCUUCGUUGAAGCAGCCGGCGAGUUUCCCGGGUCCUUGAGGGGUUCCAGGAUUUGGGUUCUUUGAUGGGACGACAGAACCACAAGUUUCGCUCUGAUCGUGGAUCCAGACAUCUCUUGCCGAGGUUCCUGCAAGAUAUGAAGACAAGAAGGAUCUUUGGCUUCUCCAUUUCCCUCAUUCUCAUCAACAUGGCCUCAAUAAUGGAGCGAGCCGACGAAAAUCUGCUCCCAUCAGUCUACAAAGAAGUCAGUGAAGCCUUCAACAUUGGGCCGGUUGAUCUUGGUUACCUCACAUUCAUAAGGAACUUCGUGCAAGGGAUAGCUUCGCCUUUGGCAGGUAUACUAGCAAUCAAUUAUGACCGGCCCACAGUUCUAACAAUCGGCACUCUGUGUUGGGCACUAUCGACUGCCGCAGUAGGCGUGAGCGAGCAUUUCACACAAGUCGCAUUCUGGAGGGCGGUUAACGGGCUUGGGCUAGCAAUCGUGAUACCAGCUCUCCAAUCUUUCAUAGCAGAUAGCUACACGGAUGGUGUGAGGGGCGCAGGUUUCGGAUUCCUGAGUCUUAUCGGUUCAUUUGGCGGUGUUGGAGGCGGAGUUCUGGCAACAGUUAUGGCUGGUCAGGAUUACUGGGGCAUACCAGGAUGGAGAUGCGCCUUUAUUUUGAUGGCGACCCUUAGUUCGCUUAUCGGGUUUCUUGUUUUCAUGUUCGUUGAUGAUCCAAGGAAAGUGAACAGCUUUGCCCCUGAUUCCAGCAAGAGCCUAUAUGGAGGUGAUUUAACAGGGAAGGAAUCAGAUGCGAAAUCGGUUUGGAUGGAGACCUGGGCUGCCAUGAAAUCUGUAAUAAAAGUACGGACCUUUCAGAUAAUUGUAUUGCAGGGAGUCGUCGGGAUGUUACCAUGGACAGCAAUGGUUUUCUUCACCAUGUGGUUCGAACUGAUUGGUUUCAAUCACAAUAGCACAGCAGCGCUGCUCAGUCUAUUUGCUGUGGGGUGUGCUGUCGGGUCGCUACUUGGUGGUGUCAUAGCUGAUCGGCUGUCAGUUAUAUUCCCUAAUUCGGGUCGCGUCAUAUGUGCACAGUUCAGUUCCUUCAUGGGAAUCCCCUUCUCCCUGUUCCUGCUCAGAGUGAUUCCGCAAAACACCGACAGCUGGUUCAGCUUCGCCGUCACCUUACUCCUGAUGGGCUUAACCAUCAGCUGGUGUCUCACGGCGGCCAAUGCCCCCAUGUUUGCCGAGGUGGUUCCCGCCAAACACCGAACCAUGAUCUAUGCAUUUGACCGGGCCUUUGAAGUUUCAUUCUCCUCCUUUGCUGCCCCUCUGGUUGGGAUUAUGUCAGAGAAGAUAUAUGGCUAUGACGCCAAGUCCAUCGAUCCAAUCAGGGGUUCUGCGAGGGAGGCUUUUGCCUUGUCGAAGGGGCUCCUGUCAAUGAUGGCUGUGCCAUUCGGUCUCUGUUGCUUGCUCUACACUCCCUUACAUGUGGCCUUUGGGCGUGACCGCGACAAUGCCAGGAUUGCCAAUUCAAAAGAGGAAGAGAUGAUGUGAAACACAGUCAGGAAACUAGCAUGGCAUAAUCUUCAGUACAAUCGGUUGAGGUGAGGUUCUCAGGUGGACACAUUGGAAGCCUGGAACUUAUGGCAAUGGAGCGAUAGUGCUGAACAAGAUUCACAAUUGGUUUUGGCCUUUCGGAAGGAAUACACCAUGUUUGUGGUCUGUAAAUCUUGAGCAUUGCAAAUGUUUUACCGGAAAACUAUACUUUGACGUUUUCACUGCUGAGAAACACGGGAGAAAGACACUUCGGUACAUGAUAGUUCCAAACAGUCUUUUGAAUCUUCUUUUUCUCGGUCUCAGAACGACCAUCCUUCAAUGGAUUUGAGCAUGUAAAUCAGUUGCCUGAUAUGCUCCUCAUUAGAUUCCAGAACGUAGAACUUGUGGUCAAAUCAAGCUAUCAGGUAACCCAUCGAAAAUGAAGGAUGAAGAUGUAUGAACUGAACAUGUUUUCUUGACUGCUUCGGAGUGAACCCUCGUCCUGCACUGAACAUCAUCUGAACUUUCGGGGUAUCACGUUUUCUACAUCUAUGUAACUUUCCAUGAACUCGUAGUAAAUGUCAGAAGACCAUAAA
Syzygium oleosum is the source of this 2364-nucleotide messenger RNA. RefSeq lists its product as uncharacterized. The record is from RefSeq and is a predicted model, not a curated record. Gene Ontology annotation, cellular component: membrane. NCBI's taxonomy places the organism in Eukaryota, Viridiplantae, Streptophyta, Magnoliopsida, Myrtales, Myrtaceae. Gene Ontology annotation, molecular function: transmembrane transporter activity. The transcript is spliced from 4 exons. The coding region runs from base 314 to 1786 and encodes 490 amino acids. Gene Ontology annotation, biological process: transmembrane transport.